GGGCACGGGCGCCGGAAUGAACGGAGGUUUCGCCGCGCCCAGACGGAGCUGAGCCAGGAAACAAAGGGGAAGAGGCAGUCGCCAUGGGAGAGCAGCUCCGUGCCCAGCCCGCCGCUCCGGCAGGGCCGCCACCGCCCGCCGCUGCCUCCUGCUCCCUGCUCGGCGGGCUGCUUCAGAACGGCUUCCACCCUUCGACCCAGCCGCUGAGCAGCGGCAGCUGCGGGGAGACUCCGCACCCGCUGCUGCUCCGCUCGGAGCUGCCGCCACUCAGCCACGGCUCUCCGGCCAAGAAAUGCAGGCUGCGCCGGAGGACGGACUCGGGCCGGCGGCACAGGCCACCUUUUCCAUGGUUUGGAAUGGAUAUUGGUGGAACAUUGGUUAAACUGGUCUACUUUGAACCUAAGGACAUUACUGCAGAAGAGGAACAGGAAGAGGUGGAAAACCUGAAAAGCAUUAGGAAAUACCUGACCUCCAAUACAGCCUAUGGUAAAACUGGCAUUCGUGAUGUCCAUCUUGAACUGAAAAACUUGACUAUGUGUGGACGCAAAGGAAACCUGCACUUCAUCCGCUUUCCCAGCUGUGCCAUGCACAGAUUUAUACAGAUGGGUAGUGAAAAGAACUUCUCCAGUUUGCACACUACGCUCUGUGCCACAGGAGGUGGGGCUUACAAGUUUGAGGAGGACUUCAGAACGAUUGCGGAUCUGCAACUCCAUAAACUGGAUGAAUUGGACUGUUUGAUCCAGGGCCUCCUUUAUGUUGAUUCUGUUGGUUUCAAUGGCCAGCCAGAGUGCUACUAUUUUGAAAAUCCUACAGAUCCUGAACAGUGCCAGAAACAGCCUUACUGCCUUGAUAAUCCAUAUCCUAUGCUGCUGGUUAACAUAGGCUCAGGGGUCAGCAUCCUAGCUGUGUAUUCUAAGGACAACUAUAAAAGAGUUACAGGAUCGAGUCUUGGAGGAGGAACAUUCCUGGGCCUGUGCUGUCUGCUGACUGGUUGCGAGACAUUUGAAGAAGCGCUAGAAAUGGCCGCGAAAGGAGACAGCACCAAUGUGGACAAGCUGGUGAAAGAUAUUUAUGGAGGAGACUAUGAGCGGUUUGGCCUUCAAGGGUCUGCUGUAGCCUCAAGCUUUGGUCAUAUGAUGAGCAAAGAAAAGAGAGAUUCCAUCAGUAAAGAGGACUUGGCCAGAGCUACUUUGGUCACCAUCACCAACAACAUAGGUUCUAUUGCUCGCAUGUGUGCAUUGAAUGAGAACAUAGACAAGGUGGUGUUUGUUGGCAACUUCCUCAGAAUUAAUAUGAUUUCUAUGAAGGUACUAGCAUAUGCUAUGGAUUAUUGGUCCAAGGGACAGCUGAAAGCUCUGUUUUUGGAACAUGAGGGUUAUUUUGGAGCUGUUGGGGCUCUUCUAGAAUUGCUUAAAAUGACAGAUGAUCAGUGAUGAAGCUGUCUGAAGAGAUUCCUACUGCAGAUGCUGCUGGAUAAGAGUGAAAGCCACUACAAGGAUGGAAAUGAAGCCAUUAUGGUAGUUCUACCUGCUGGAUUUGUAAAUAAUUUAAAGACCUUUUAGCUGAUCUUUAACUUCUGGGUUUUGAGCUUAUACUUCAGAAUUCAUACUGGGAAUAAUGAGAUUUUUUUCUGUACACUGUAUUUUUUAGGGGGAAAAAAAAAAAUGUGCAAAGUGGCCAAACACAGAUUUUAUGAAUUUAUUUUAAAAGUAGAUACUGUUUAAUGUCAGACCUGCAAGAUGAGGCAUCUGCUUUUCUUCUGGGGUUUACUGAUUAGUGUGGUAAUUUGAACUUCAUUUAGUAAUCACUCUAGGAGAUUUUUUUUAAUCUUAUUUUCAUGACGUUUCAUGAUUUGUUCUUGGUUUCAAAUGAAACUACGAAGCUGAUGCGUUUUAAUGUGAAAUGAGUUACUGAUCAUGUUUUGGUUUUUUUGCCUUUCCUCA
Dryobates pubescens (Downy woodpecker) is the source of this 1943-nucleotide messenger RNA. RefSeq names its product pantothenate kinase 1 (gene PANK1). The record is from RefSeq and is a predicted model, not a curated record. Gene Ontology annotation, molecular function: pantothenate kinase activity; ATP binding. Gene Ontology annotation, biological process: coenzyme A biosynthetic process. Gene Ontology annotation, cellular component: nucleus; cytosol. Lineage: Eukaryota; Metazoa; Chordata; Aves; Piciformes; Picidae. Bases 84 to 1433 code for a protein of 449 amino acids. The transcript is spliced from 7 exons.